Mizuhopecten yessoensis (Yesso scallop) is the source of this 6198-nucleotide messenger RNA. RefSeq lists its product as uncharacterized. Bases 119 to 5701 code for a protein of 1860 amino acids. The record is from RefSeq and is a predicted model, not a curated record. NCBI's taxonomy places the organism in Eukaryota, Metazoa, Mollusca, Bivalvia, Pectinida, Pectinidae. The transcript is spliced from 5 exons.
UACUUAUGACGUCGUUAUAGAUGGCUGUAGGAAUUCUGUCCAGAAAGGUACGUGUUACGUUGAUUACUAUUGACUCCUCGUUAUGACAUACAUGUAAAUAUGUAAUAUUUUUGUCGCGAUGAGUAGAGAGAGAAGUAAUGGAAAAUCAGACUAUUUGUCCGACAACGGAAUUAAACACAUUUUGCGGAGUGGUAUCAAAAACGUUGCAACUGAAAAGCAUUCCCUUGUACAACAGGCUCACAAAAGUGAAGAGAUGAAUAAAUGCAAAACGGAUGUUAUUAACAUCAAAACGCCAUCCAAAUCAACAAAAUCGCCGUUAGUUAAAGGAACUCGUCCUUUACGUUCAGAAAAGCCCAGUACCACAAGUAAAUGCUCAGCAAGUAUCUUUAAAACGCAUGGAUCACCGUCAGAAAAACAUGUUUCUUAUCGACGCAGUCCAAGACGUAAAACUUCACAGGUGACAGAUUUUUCAUGCGAAAAGGAUUACAACCAUGAAACUUAUACAGUUACAAAAAUAUCGACGUCCAGUGUGGAUCCGAAAGUAAUUUCCAAAGGAAAAGUGUUAGUGAAAUCGUCGUCGAGAGGUUCAAAAUCAAAUCAAAGCUGUUAUCAAGUUUCCCAUAAAACACAAACCAAAGUGUGUACUAAUAUAAAACAAGAGGCGGUAUCUGCCGUGCAGCGUCGAAAAAAAUGUUCAUCUGAAAGCUCUUCUCGUAUUCGCCGUAGGUCUUCAUCACCAGUAAAACCUUGCUCUAAUGUUGUCAAACGGGCAUCUCCAUCUCCAGACAAACACCACUCACCGAGAUCUAGCAGGAGAAAUACGUUCCCGCCUGUUCCACUUCGAAUCAGUCCGAGACGAAAAUCUCCCGUUAAAUAUUCUUAUGGCAGUAUACGAAGUCCUAAACGAAAAAGAAAAGCAUACAAUAUUCGAAAAGCUUCUGUAUCACCUGAUAAAUCGACCGCUGGAAGGACACACAACAAAGAUAUAGGUAGAUACCUAGGAAAUCAGAGUCCAGUGUUAUACGGAAUUCGGUCUCAAGGAAGUCCAGAAUGUUCUGUAAUCAAAACACGUGCUUCCUCGUCACCAAUAAAAGCUCGUCUGCCGUCCGUGAAGCAAGAAAACAGUUCAUCCAAACUUAAAACCAAAUGGGAUAGUGGCAAGAAUUCACAGAUGAUUCACAGUGUAACAUUGAAAACAGAGUUCAAAUGUAACCUGAAGUCCGAAAAACACAACACUCAGAAAUCUUCAUGUCGUGAAUCAGACUCAGCACUGUCGUCAAUGUCACCUCAAAAAAUAGAAAGAUCGGCGACAGAGCGAGAGUUACGAAAAAUCAGAGAUUACUGGUCGCCAAAACAAACAGAAACCAAUACAGCAAGAAUAUUGAGAAAUGGAAGAAGUCUUGACGCAUCACCAUCUCCAAAUACUAAAGGAGUUAGAAUCAAACAAGAACCAGUAAGCGAAUCAGAAAAUCAUGGUCAACAAAAUUAUGUAGGGAGUCCCCCUUUAACAUCUAAAGGUGGCCAAUGGACUUCUUCUGUCAGACGUGAAAUACAAUUCGGUGACAUCGGCAGAAAUACUGCUAGAAGGAAGUACGAAAGUACAACAGAGGAAGAGGACGAGGAUGAAGACUCACUGUCGAUACCUAGAAGAAAAAAACUAAGAAGUGAAGUAAAAAACGACGAAUUGUGGGAAGGACUUCAGAUUCAAAGAUUCAAGAGACUAACACCAAAGAAGGAGAAAGUAGAAACACAGACUCAUCUAAAUACUAACGUUCAACAAGUCGGCCCAUGUGGAACCUCGGUUAAGGGUGACAUUUACAGUGAAACAGUGACUAUUAAACCGACAAACAAUAUCAUGCAAUGUCCGGAAGCCGUAACAGAUUUUGAUUUCACAAAAGUUAUUGUAAAGAAAGAAAGAUUCGAUUAUGAAGAUGAAGAAGACUCUUAUGGUGUAGAUGACGAGUCUGACGACCAAACUUUAAAAACUGUCAAUGACCAUCACACUUUACCAAAUGCAAAAGCUGAAAAAUGUCAUAAUUUUAAAUCAGAACAUACGUCUGGUUAUUCUGACAUGAGUACCAACGUAAAUGACCUAUCAACAAAAGACGAAAUGUCAAAUCGACCGGCUAAAUCAAAUCAACACCCAGAAAACAACGGGCAACCGAUCGAACGAGUUGAAAAUCCUACCGAUAACGUUAUAUCAAGUCGCACUUAUAUUAACGAACCUUCCAAAUUUGAUGAUUCAGACAAUGAGGAUAUGUAUGGACUCGAUAGUAAGGAUUUCCAAUUCCAAACAGACACGUCAAAGGAGUCGCAACAAUGUAAUUCAUCCUCAUAUAGCUGUGUAUUGGAUCUAGAAUGCGAUACAUCAAUUUCACAAACCGUCGAUUCCGAGAAAGAACUGGAGGACACGUUUAUGUAUUACGAUUUGCCAUCUCCCUCUGAACUAGAGCAAGCACAGCCAUCCAUCGAAUUUCAUCAGGACGAUGAUUCGCCGCAUUCGUUUGCAGGAGAACAAACAACAGAGAAAGCACUGCAGAAAGAACAGUCUGCUGACUUCAAAACAAAAACUAACAAAAUACAGGAAAAUCAAAAGAAAACGUUGGUGGUUCGUGAUGAGGACAAUGACAGCACGGAUACUGGUACUGGAUGCGAUACAGAGCUUGGAUCUGAUGAAGAAUUGACUACGGAGGUUCAAAACGAUGUUGAAUCUGGCUUAGUAUCUCAUACAAGUUUGGUGGUGCAUGCUGAUGUUGUUAAAGAGGAACCAACUGAUGAUAACAUUCUUCACGGAAAACUCCAUACGUUGACAGACGCACGAGCAGAAAAUGAAGAGAGCUCAGGAAAAGCUUCCCUAAAGGACCAAAUCGACGCCAUCACAGAUUCAGACACUUCAACUAAUAAAGAAUUAAGCGUUCAUAAUGCCGAAGGUGAUGCUACCAAGAGGACAUCCACAAGUGAAAUGGGCGUGAGAUGGGCAGAAGAAUCAAGUCUGAUAGGUGAAGAAACCGGAGAUAAAAAAGGUGGGGAAUUAUUAAAAGAUGCAUCUCCGGUCAAAUCAGUUAUGCAAAGAGACAGAACAUUGGUUGGUUGUGGUGUCCCUGAAGACAUUCCCAGCACAGUCGCAGCCAUGACUACUCCAAUAAAAUGCAGACGACCACUCACGGAGGGAACAACUCCCAAACGGAGUGUUAGACUGCAAGAAAGAAGAGAAAACACCCCGUCCAAGUGGAACGAAGAGUAUGUGUUUACACCCCUAAGACGAGUAGACGAGAGUCAGACAGUCGGACGAGAACAACGAACCAGUACGAGUACCCAAUCAGACGUAAAAACAACCGAUCCGAGCCAAACGAAAGAUAUAUUGAAUGCCCAGAGAGAAAAAGACAAUAUGACGGAACAGGGAGAAAUUGUAUGUCCUUCUUGUUCUGACGAUAGUGUUUCUGCUCCAAACAAAAAAGAUGAGAUGUUUUUAGAUUCGUCCCCAAAGAUGCAAGACACGGGAAUCGAAAUAUCCCCAUGUAAUACACAGCGGACAAUUAUUUCUACAAGUUCAGAACAAACAACGACAGGGGAAAGCCAUUUGGUUUCUUCUGAUGGCCGUCCUCCACUCAAGAUUCGAGUUAAGAAGUCUCUAGACGGAACAACAAGGAUAGUUGCAUCCCCUUCGUCAAAAUCGGCCAUUCUCAAUAUGUGCCCAGAUAAUACUGAACUUGUUUUAACACCGUGUGAUAAAAAAGUAAAGAAAAAGAUUAUCCCCAUGAGGAGUCUUCUGAAACCAAACUUAGUACUGAAGAAAUGUUUCUCCCCAUCCCCCACAACCAAACGAAAAAGGUCAAGGGCGCCGGAAGUAAGUCCAGUUGAACCUGACGACAAAACUUCUGAUCAGAGUAAUAAAAAGAAAAAGGAAGAGGCACCCAAGUGUAAUGGGAGGGAUUCCAGCAGACGACAGCAAAGUCAUGUAAGUACCAAGGUAGAGAAAAUUCCCCCAGAAAGAGCUGGUAAACGGAAGCUUGACGACGCGGACGAUCUGUUGAAAAAUGUGAAGGUUGGAAAACAUGCCUCCAUACUUUGGCUCAGUGAAAAUCGACGCCAUUUCCUGCUCAAACAUGACGAAAGCUCUCCGUCGGAAAUAGACAAUAUGCUGAGCGACGCAUGGAAAAAUCUGGGUGAAAAGGAAAGAUUGAAGUACUAUCAAAGAGCAAGCGCCGCCACGAGGGACGAAAAUAAACACUCCGACGCCAAGUCGAGGCAGCGGCAAUUAUCCGGGAAGAAAGACAGGUUCCUACCGGACAAAGAUGGUAAAAUGUCAAAGAAGAUGUUGAGUUUUUUAUCAUUAUCGCCAAUGGAACAGCACGAAGAGCUCAGAAGGUGGCUACGAUUUUUCGUUUACGAAGUGUCUCCGGCAGAAUACGCAAAAUUAAUGGCGGAUUUCAAGGAAACGGUGAAAGACCUUAAAGAAAAUCAACAGAAAAUGAAAAGUAUUUCCGAUUUGGAUAUUCAAACAUUCUACAGGAAAAUUUUAUUCCAGAAAAUUUUAGAUAUUCAGGACAAAAUUGUUGACAUUUACCACCAAAAACGUGAAAAACAGGACGAAAUUGUCAAAGAAGGAUUUGAUAUCCUCACAAAGCGACUGAUUGUUGGUGACGAUAUCUCCUUCUCAAACACCGUCCGAUCAGACGAUCUCCAACAGGUUUUGUUGGAUCUGAAGCUUCUGGAAAACGAGAAAAAAGUAGUGGUGUCGGGGACACCACUGAAGUCGAAAAGUUACGAAAAUGUCUUGGAACAACUGCAAGAAUGCGAGCAUAGUGCGGCGGUCGAGACACCCUCGACUGGGUCGUGUUCGAGUAGGAAAUCGUCGCCAUUACCAGAACUUCCGGUGGCGGAUUCCCGGUUCGCCAAUGAGCUACUACUAAGUGUAAAACAUCAAAUGCUGCCACAGUUUGAAAUAUUUAAUCUAGAACGAGAUCUGGAGAAUGUUCACGCCUGGGUAUCAAAUGGGGAAAUAGAAGAAAACAACGCAAAAGAAAUUUUCGAGAAAUUAUCCAAAUUCUUCGAGCAGGAAUCAUUGUUAAACCAUGAUAUAAACUUCUGGGCCCCUAGUUUAUCCUCGAGAAGACCAGUAUCGGCGCCCAGUUCUGUUCUAACAGACUGUCUUCUGACUGAUCAGUUCAAAAUGCUUGCAAGAAACCCGUCAGUUUUUGGUUCGGGAGUCAAAAUGCUGAUUGACCCGAGUCAAUUGAAACCCUUUAUGAAGGGUAGAAAUGGGCAGGAGUUCCGGCCCGCUCCGAGGAUAGUCCAAUACCCAUCGACACUUCUUAGGUACGCGCACAAUACCGGUGAUAAAAACCAAAAUGGACAUAUCAGAAGACGAGUGUCCACUUCAAAAUAUGACAAAUACAAAACUCAAUCGUUGACCGGACAUUUGCCAGUCACUGUCCACUACACCGGACGGCCUAGAUACCCAAUCAGCCAUUCUUUACCGAGAAUGUCACAACUCUCCCAGAUACCUGCGCAACCUUCGCCUCGAACAAGAUGGUCGGCGCCAUCACCACAGCCGUCCGUGACGCAGAUGCCGAGGAUUAUGGUCAAAGAACCCGACAGUCGGUAUACAAGCAUAAUACACAGGAGGAUACAGAACGUUGAGGGAGGAACUGUUGUCCGAUACACAGCUACCUCUAUGGGGAGGCAGACAUCUUCCUGAGUAGUUUACUGAUACCCAUUGCUCUGUGUGAAGGCAGCCACUUUCCUGAAUAAUUUACUGACACCAUUGCUCUUCGUGAAGGCGACCACUUUCCUGAGUAGUUUACUGACACCAUUGCUCUGUGUGAAGGUGGCCACUUUCCUGAAUAAUUUACUGACACCAUUGCUCUGUGUGAAGGCGGCCACUUUCCUGAAUAAUUUACUGACACCAUUGCUCUGUGUGAAGGCGACCACUUUCCUGAGUAGUUUACUGACACCAUUGCUCUGUGUGAAGGUGGCCACUUUCCUGAAUAUGAAGGCGGCCACUUUCCUGAACGGGUGUCUAAAUAGGCAAGCAUACUUGUCAAUCAACCAUAGUAAUUAGGUCCAGUGUGAAUAAACUCUGUGGUGUUCUAGGACCCAAAACAAGAUUAUUUUCUGUAAUUUCUUAUCUUGCUAUUCUAGGAUUUUGUAUUACACUAUUCAAUGAUUGCUGAUUAAACUCAUUAUAAUCUCUGA